UGUGCGAGAGGAUACAAGAGCCAACUUGUGCUCCCACCUCAUCCGACGCGUGUAUUAUGCAGAGACACAUGUAGGGCAGUAGUGUUUCCGUAAUGCCCCUCCAAGCAAGAGAGCGAAAGGGGUGGGCAGGGGAUUGCAUGACAUGCCAAUAAGUUACGGUGUCUCCAGUGGAGGAUCCGACCGCUCAAGUUGACAGCUGCACCCUCUGGUUCUCGGUCGAGUGGGUCUUGAGUGGGUCUUGAGUAAAUGAAAACUCGAAAGCAACAGGAGGUAGAGUAUGUGAUGCUGGAGCAGCAAUGUCACAGCUGUAUUACAAGAAAACUGAAAACUCCUCAUACAGGGACCGCAUCGCUCUGCGGAUCGUGCGAGCUGAGUCUGAGCUCUCGGCCCUGGAAAAGGCCUACCUGGGGGCUGUUGAGAAGGGGGACUAUGCCAGUGUGAAACAAGCCCUAGAGGAGGCUGAGAUCUACUUCAGGAUCAACAUCAACUGCAUCGACCCCCUGGGCCGCACAGCUCUGCUCAUUGCCAUUGAAAAUGAGAACCUUGAGAUCAUUGAGCUGCUGCUCAGCUACAAUGUAUAUGUGGGAGAUGCCCUGCUCCAUGCCAUCCGCAAAGAAGUGGUGGGUGCUGUGGAGCUGCUUCUCAACCACAAGAAGCCACGUGGGGAAAAACAGGUCCCACCAAUUCUACUGGACAAACAGUUUUCAGACUUUACCCCAGACAUCACUCCAAUCAUCCUUGCGGCCCACACCAACAACUAUGAGAUCAUCAAACUGUUUGUUCAGAGAGGUGUUUCCAUACCUCAGCCACAUGCUGUGCGCUGCAACUGCUUGGAGUGUGUGUCCAGUUCAGACGUGGAUGGUCUACGUCACUCACGCUCUCGUAUAAACAUCUACAAGGCCCUUUCCAGCCCAUCUCUCAUCGCCCUCUCCAGCGAGGAUCCUUUCCUCACGGCUUUUCAACUCAGCUGGGAGCUGAAGGAGCUUAGCACAGUGGAGAACGAGUUUAAAUCAGAGUAUGAGGAGUUGUCCCAUAUGUGUAAACAAUUUGCCAAGGACCUCUUGGAUCAGACCCGAAGCUCUAGAGAGCUGGAAAUAAUCCUUAACUAUCGUGAUGACAUUAACCCUCUGAUAGAUGAGAACACUAAUGACCUGGCCCGCCUGAAGCUGGCUAUCAAAUACUGCCAAAAAGAGUUUGUUGCUCAGCCCAACUGUCAGCAGCUGCUGGCGUCUCGGUGGUAUGAUGAGUUCCCAGGCUGGAGGAGGCGUCACUGGGCAGGAAAACUCAUCACAUGUAUCUUCAUUGGUCUCCUCUUCCCACUGUUAUCCAUCUUCUACCUGAUCUCUCCAAAGAGCCGCUAUGGUUUAUUCAUCCGUAAGCCCUUCAUCAAGUUCAUCUGUCACACUGCUUCCUACCUGACCUUCCUCUUCCUGCUCCUCUUGGCCUCACAGCAUAUAGCCACCACAACUGCGAACUAUCAAGGCCCAGCUCCCACCACUGUGGAAUGGAUGAUCCUGCCCUGGGUGCUUGGCUUUAUAUGGACUGAGAUCAAACAGAUGUGGGACAGUGGUUUUGAAGACUACAUAGAUGACUGGUGGAACUUAAUGGACUUCAUUAUGAACUCAUUGUAUCUUGCAACCAUUUCUCUGAAGAUUGUUGCCUAUGCAAAGUACAGUGGGCAGAAACCCAGAGACAGCUGGGAAAUGUGGCAUCCAACUUUGGUUGCAGAGGCACUGUUUGCCAUCGCCAACAUCUUCAGCUCCUUACGCCUCAUCUGCCUUUUCACUGCCAACUCCCAUCUGGGCCCCUUACAAAUCUCACUGGGACGCAUGCUCUUGGACAUCCUCAAGUUUCUCUUUAUCUAUUGUUUAGUGUUAUUAGCCUUUGCCAAUGGCCUCAACCAGCUCUACUUUUAUUAUGAAACAAAGGAGGACUGCAAGGGUAUUCGCUGCAGUGUGCAAAACAACGCCUUCUCAACGCUGUUCGAGACACUGCAAUCAUUAUUUUGGUCUGUAUUUGGCCUGAUUUCCCUCUAUGUGACCAAUGUGAAACCAAAACAUGAAUUCACUGAGUUUGUGGGCACUACCAUGUUUGGCACAUACAAUGUCAUCUCCCUGGUAGUGCUUCUGAAUAUGCUCAUUGCGAUGAUGAACAACUCCUACCAGCACAUUGCUGAUCAUGCAGAUAUUGAAUGGAAAUUUGCAAGAACAAAAUUAUGGAUGAGCUAUUUUGAAGAAGGAGGAACUUUGCCAUCUCCAUUCAAUAUAAUACCCAGUCCAAAGUCAGUUUAUUAUCUAUUCGGAUGGAUAAAAACACAUUUACUGAUGAGAACAAACAUAAAAAAGCUUGAAACCUUUGAAACCUUGGGGAGACGUGCAGCCGAAAAUGUAAGAUUAAACCAUGAGUAUCAGGAGGUUUUGAGGAACCUUGUGAAGCGGUAUGUGGCCGCAAUGAUCAGAGAUGCCAAGACAGAGGAAGGGCUGACAGAGGAGAAUUUCAAGGAGUUAAAGCAGGAUAUCUCCAGCUUCCGCUAUGAAGUCCUGGGAAUGAUGAGGGGUAAACCUCAAGGUGGGGUCACAGGUAACGUGGCAAGCUCCACCUUGGCUUAUCCUGGAAACUCGUUCAGAUAUUUUCCCAAAUUCCCAACUGAUGAUCCUCAACAGAAGCUGAAUGUGUUUGAUAUGCCCACCCCCACCCUGCAGAGUGGAGCUGCCACCACUAGCUCUGUGGGCUCUAACAGACAAGCCAAUAGCUCAUUUGUUGCGUCCUGCAGAGAAGAGACUCAGAAUGAGCUUUCCAACAAUGUCUCAGAUGUUGGGUCCCUUCAGAGACAGAACAGACCCCCCCUUCAGAAAUGUGAUGAAACAUUUUCGCUGUCAAAGGAAGACACAUUGGGAACUGGUGGACAAAACCAAGAACAACAAAAGACUAAGAAAGUAAUCGUGGAAGUCUUACAGAAAAUGGAGGAGGACAUUCAGAAGACUGAACAUUCUUGCAAAGAACACAUUAAGAAAGUGCAAAAUGGGCCAAAAAAAUAUAAAAAUUGAUUGUGAUUGCAAGUGAAAGAUGUUAAUCAUGUUUUAAAACAUUUGUGGAUUGAAUUUAAUUCAGAAUCAAUUCAGAGUCAGAAUCAAAAUAACAAAAUUCUCUCACAGUAAAAACUUACACUAUACAUAAAGUUUAAAUAAUCUUGUAUUCUGUAAUAUAACGAAAGGUAUAAUAAUGUCAUGUUAUCUCACAUUAUAUUACAUGCAUUGACCUAUGAUUGAUAGAAGAUAUACAACAAUACUGAGUGGGAACUGACCUCAGUAAGUGCUAACUUGAUGCUCAGGGAAAUGUGAAACAAGUUAGUCAUGCAUAUUUUACCUUGAGCAUUUAAUUCCAAAGAGCCCUGACACCCUGCUGCCUAUGCUAUCCGCUUCCACCCUGAACUGUCCUCUUACUGUGAUAUGCAAAAGUAUCCAAAAUAUCUGUCUGAAAAAAUAUAUUACUUCUCAUAUGCUGACAGUAUAUCCAGUCAUUUUUGCUGAAUACAAAUCAAGAAAAUUAACACAGAGUAAAAACAAGUUUAGUUGUUGGACAAAUUAUCCCACUGAUUAGCAGGCAAUGUAGUAGCUAGCCAAUUCAAAGAUAUGGGUCAGCUUCUGUGUCACUGCCAUUGCCUCCCUGACCGUUAUAGUAUGAGAGGAAAUGCUGUACUCACAAUUGUGUUGUUGGAGCAGAGGAUGCACACCAUGUAAUCCAGUUGAGAUUUGUUGCACUUAUUACUUACUAUUAUUACUAAACUAGCUACAUCAUAUACUAUACCUUGCUUACUGUGCAAUUUUAUUGCUUGUACUGUAAUGCAAAGAAAUUGUUCUGAAAUUAAAUAAAAGAG
This is a messenger RNA of Epinephelus moara (kelp grouper), 3877 nucleotides long. RefSeq names its product transient receptor potential cation channel, subfamily C, member 4b (gene trpc4b). The record is from RefSeq and is a predicted model, not a curated record. Gene Ontology annotation, cellular component: membrane; cation channel complex. The transcript has 11 exons. Bases 297 to 3047 code for a protein of 916 amino acids. Gene Ontology annotation, molecular function: protein binding; store-operated calcium channel activity; inositol 1,4,5 trisphosphate binding. NCBI's taxonomy places the organism in Eukaryota, Metazoa, Chordata, Actinopteri, Perciformes, Serranidae. Gene Ontology annotation, biological process: manganese ion transport; regulation of cytosolic calcium ion concentration; calcium ion transmembrane transport.